Molecule: messenger RNA, 1629 nt
Organism: Phaedon cochleariae (mustard beetle)
Lineage: Eukaryota; Metazoa; Arthropoda; Insecta; Coleoptera; Chrysomelidae
Source: the annotation of a GenBank genome assembly
CGCUUGGGAUCGGGACGCUAACCAACGCCAUCUACUUCCUCCCUUUACAUUCUUUGGCGUAGUUUGUGAUGGGGUGGAGCUUCCCUUUGAUUGACUGAGAAAAAGUGGUGAUUUUACAAUAAAUUUGUGGAUUUUUUAUACAAAGUGUGUGAAUUAUAAACUAUUCGUUGAUAGGGAAGUUUUAAUCAAGAACCGACCAUGGCGUCGGAACAAUUCUCCCUGUGUUGGGAUAAUUUCCACAAGAACAUGAGUUCGGGCAUGAAUUCUUUGUUAGAAAAUGAAGACUUAGUAGAUGUAACGCUUGCAGUGCAGGGAAAAUGCCUGAAAGCUCACAAAAUGGUUCUUUCAGUGUGUAGUCCUUAUUUCAAAGAACUUUUCAAGUCUAACCCCUGUAAACAUCCUAUUGUAUUUAUGAAAGAUGUGAGCUAUGAAGCUUUAAGCGAUUUAUUGCAAUUUAUGUAUCAAGGUGAAGUUCAAGUUAGCCAGGAAAAUUUAACAACUUUCAUCAAGACUGCUGAGGCUUUGCAGAUCAAAGGACUCACUGGUGAUGGCAACGGAUCCACUGAUCCAGAUGUUACCGAAACACCAAUGGAGAAACCCCACGUCGAAGAAUAUAAACCAACCCCUCGCCCGAAAAAGCAACAGUCUGCCCCCCUCGUUACCACACCCUCAAUCAAACGACCCCGAUUAAGCACAUCUGAGUCCCAGGUCCCUCCUGCCAUCACAAAAACUGAACCAGCCGUACAAAGUCAAUCAGAUUCGGCUGUGCAGUUCAAGAUGGAGCCCUACGAUCAGAGCACAAAUUUGAUCGAUGACACUGGUGACGAUAAUUUCGGCGACGAUAACUUAGACGACACGGCUAAUGACGAUAAUGAAGAUUACUCUAUGAUGGAAAGCAGCAUGACCGGCGAAGAAGAACCACAGGCAGGAACCAGUGCUGAUGGUGCAGGCGAAGGACAAGGUAGAUACUUAGUUUGCGCGGAUUAUAAGAGAUUGACGUGCAAAGCGCGCGCAGUAAUGCCAGUAAGUGGUUCACCUAAGGAUAUAGUAGUGCGCAAAGCACACAAUCAUCCGCCAUGUUUCCGCGCAAGCGCCAAACAGGAAUUUCUCAAAGAAGUGAAAAGUGCCAUUUUCACUUUUUCGCAGAGGCCUUUGAGAGAUAUUUAUGAAGAUAUGUCAGAAGCAUACUUAGGAUGCUCGGAACAUAAAAAAUCUGGUUGUCGCGGGAGAGCGACAAUGCCUGUGGGAGGUGAUAUAGGCGAUUUGAUAAUGAGGAGCCCGCAUAAUCACCCUCCAGAUGUGAAUGCAGAGGAGAAAGAGGAAUUCGUCAAGGAACUAAAAUAUGCUGUCAGGUCGGAUUCAUUGGCAAAUGCUUCUUUGAAGAAAGUGUAUGAGACUGUCGCUGAAGGGUAUUUCUCGUGUUCAGCACGUCGUAGUAGUAACUGCAGAGCCCGAGCUUAUAUUCCUCCAGGAGCUGAACAUGAUGAACUGGUCCUGACCAAAGAACACUCUCAUCCGCCGGAUUUCUUCCUGGAAAAGAAAAACAAGAUUUGGAACAUCAUCAAACAGUUUGCUAUCACUUUACCUGGAACAACUGCCCAGGUCUACAACAGUGUUGUUUCUCUGUGA